CCGCCGGAUGUUUGAAGUGCAGCGCAGAGCAAUGAGAAACAGUUAGGUAGUUCUGUACGGUUAAUCCUGUGAAGUUCCACAUCCGUUUUAAUGUGUAAACUAUGAGCAAGGUGGAAGACAUCGUGUUCCCGUAUUGCCAGGAUGUCAACAAGUAUGAAAAGUUGACGAAGAUUGGCCAGGGAACCUUCGGAGAGGUCUUCAAAGCCCGAGAUAGGAAAACCAAAAGAUUGGUUGCACUCAAGAAAGUCUUGAUGGAAAAUGAAAAAGAAGGGUUUCCCAUCACAGCUUUAAGAGAGAUAAAGAUUCUCCAACUUCUGAAUCAUGAAAAUGUGAUGCAUCUGAUAGAGAUUUGCAGAAGUAAAGCCACACCAUAUAACCGAUUUAAGAGUACAUUCUAUCUUGUCUCUGAAUUCUGUGAACAUGACUUAGCAGGACUACUAAGUAACUCAAAUGUAAAAUUCACCCUGGGAGAAAUCAAGAAAGUUAUGCAGCAACUGCUCAAUGGAUUAUAUUACAUCCACAGUAACAAAGUGCUUCAUAGAGACAUGAAAGCAGCUAAUAUUCUGAUAACAAAAUCGGGAAAGUUGAAAUUAGCCGAUUUUGGACUUGCAAGAGCUUUCAGCAUGAACAGUAAAGGCCAACCAUGCAGGUAUACAAACCGAGUUGUGACCCUUUGGUAUCGCCCUCCAGAACUUCUUCUAGGUGAAAGGGAUUAUGGGCCAGCCAUUGACGUGUGGGGUGCGGGGUGUAUCAUGGCUGAAAUGUGGACGAGAAGUCCCAUAAUGCAAGGGGACACUGAGCAACGCCAACUACAGCUGAUCACACUACUGUGUGGGUCUAUCACUCCAUUUGUGUGGGCCGGAGUGGACAAGUAUGAAUUAUACCACAAGCUAGACCUUCCCAAAGAUCAGAAAAGAAAAGUCAAAGAUCGUCUUAAAGUCUACAUCAAAGACCAGCAUGCACUAGAUCUUUUAGACAAACUGCUAACACUGGACCCUUCUAAGAGACUAGAUUGUGACAAGGCUUUGGACCAUGAUUUCUUCUGGACUGAUCCCAGACCCACAGAUUUGGCAAAGAUGCUAUCCCAGCAUACCAUAUCCAUGUUUGAGUACUUGGCGCCCCCUAGGAGGAGAGGGGCACACCAACCACGCCCUGUUGGUAACAAACCCAACCCUGGUGUACAGGAUCAUCAGUUUGAAAGGAUUUUCUAAUUCUUUUUUCUUUUAGUAUUUAAGAGUGUGUUAAUAUAUGUAAAUAUUUAGUGUUAAUCGAAACAAUUUUGUUCGAGUGCUGAAGUGAGCAUUGUUUUACCUUUCACUACAUAAUGGCAGCUUUUUAGACAGAAAGAAAUAUUUUCUCAUUUAAUUUUGUGAGAAUAAAACUGAUAAAGUUAUGAUGGCAAGUAUAAUGUGAAAAUUUCUCAAGAAUCUUAGUUGAAAACUUUGUACCAAGGUUAAUUUUUGAAGUAGCAAUACUUUUUAAAACAAGCCUAGUAUAAUGGACAGCACUUAGUGAUAUGCAAUUUAUCAGUAAUUGUGAAAACUAUCUGUUGUACACAAAAUUGUGUAUUUGUUGGGGAAACGAAAGUUUGUGACAUCUUCAAGGGUCAAUUUGCAGCUGUACCCUCUACCAGGGUGGCAGAUAUUAUAGGCACAUUUUCCACCCUGUAACUUUUGACCAGAUGGAAGCACUCUGUAGGUAGUUACUGUAGGAGAUUCCUCAGUUAACUUCAAUCUGAAGUAACAACCUAUUCAUAAGGGGCUGUAUCUAUCUGUCACAAUAUAACAAGUGAUUAAAAUCAGAGCAGUUAAAAGAUUGACCAUAUUUAGCCAGAGAGAUUACCUGUGAAUAUCUUGUGAAAAAUCAAUCUGUGGCCCUGGUAGAGGGUAGUGCAGUUGAUAUUGUGACAUCAAAUCCUACAUACAAAGUUCAAAUGUAUAUAAGAUACAUGGUUGCUGUUUUUUUUCUAAUAAUUUAGAGCUGAUUUAAAUUUGAUAUUGCAGUGAAUGAGAUAGUUUAUAAAUAUGAUGAAAAGAGCUUUUUGUCAACACAGAAAAGGGUACGCAUUUGGUUGCUGAAUAUAUGAAUAUUUUCUGUCAUGGUAUACCUUAAAAGUACCAAGAAAGUAUCAAUACUGACUUUGAUACAAAUUUAAAAGAUUCAAAAGCCAGCAGGUUUUGGAAAGGCAAAUUGUUCUGUGGUUGAUAAAAAUGUCGUUAUUGUUAGUUACUCGUAUCAUAGAACCUUAAUGAGAUACUCCAACAGUGGUUUUAAGCAGCAAACAACACUAUUUUUAUAUUGUUAUGAAGGUGACUGUGAUUUAUCUGUGAGUAGGUUUUGACUGGAACUUAGUGCCAAUAUGAAAAAGCCCCACCCGGAAAUUUUUCUCUUAAAGCUUUACACUUAAAAUACUUAUGCACUGAAAAGUUAUGCACGUUUAAGAGAACAUCUGGGAGCCGGAUGUUGUAAAUUCAUUGUUUUCAUUCUUGAGAAAUAUCAAGCAAUACUAUAUUUUCAUUAAAGAUGUGUUUGGUUACUACUUGUAGUUUACAUGUGCAUGGAAUGUUAUAGUGAAACUGGCCAACUGUACACCAACAGUAUAGCUGUUGAAGAUGCCAUUGCAGUUUUUUUUCUUCCAUUUUUUGUUCAUAAGAAGUGAUUAAGUGAUAUGAAGAUGUGGGUAUACUUUUGUUUUGUGCUUGCAACUCAUUGGACAGAACCACAUUCCAUCUUAAUUAAUAAUCUGUUGGUAUUAAUAGUUUUUAAUUCAUAUUUGAUACAGGUAAAUGAUACAAUUAUUUGACAUCUGAUUUUUAACAAAUAAUCAGCUUUACCUUUACAACAGCUUUUAUUUUUCUUGGAUUAUGU
This is a messenger RNA of Lingula anatina, 2868 nucleotides long. Its product is annotated as cyclin-dependent kinase 9. NCBI's taxonomy places the organism in Eukaryota, Metazoa, Brachiopoda, Lingulata, Lingulida, Lingulidae. Gene Ontology annotation, biological process: protein phosphorylation. Gene Ontology annotation, molecular function: ATP binding; RNA polymerase II CTD heptapeptide repeat kinase activity; cyclin-dependent protein serine/threonine kinase activity. The record is from RefSeq and is a predicted model, not a curated record. Gene Ontology annotation, cellular component: nucleus.